This is a messenger RNA of Thyridium curvatum, 2004 nucleotides long. RefSeq lists its product as uncharacterized. Gene Ontology annotation, biological process: cell division. NCBI's taxonomy places the organism in Eukaryota, Fungi, Ascomycota, Sordariomycetes, Thyridiales, Thyridiaceae. Gene Ontology annotation, molecular function: protein binding. The coding region runs from base 1 to 2004 and encodes 667 amino acids. The transcript has 2 exons. The record is from RefSeq and is a predicted model, not a curated record.
AUGGAGAAAUUCCUGCGGGACUGGCGGCAGGAUGCCUUGAACAAGGCGCAAUACGAGUCGGCCAUCUUCAUCGGCGACAAACUGCUCGCUUUGACCGGCGACGACAAAGAUGCCUUCUGGCUCGCACAGGUCCACUUCGCGACGGGCAACUAUACUCGUGCCCAGUCGCUGCUGUCCAAGUCUGAUCUGAUUGCCCGCAACCCUUCCUGUCGCUACCUGAGUGCCCAUUGCCUCGUGAAGCAAUCGCGUUUCGACGAAGCCCUCGCUGUGCUCGGCGAGCGAAACCCCAUACACCUAAUACCGACGGCAGCGAACAAGCGCAAGACACAGAACAACACCACAUCAUCCUCCUCCUCCGGCCGAGCUGCGCCGGCCGAACGCAGCAAGAAUGGCGCUGCGAAAUCUGCAGCAGAGAGGGUAGGCACUCCGGUGCAGGACGAGACGGCGGCAGAGGAGGCCGCGAACCGACGCUACGAGGCAGGCAUGUGCUAUCUGCGAGGCAUAUGUUACGCCAAGCAGAAUGCCUUUGACCGGGCAAAGGACUGUUACAAGGAUGCUGUGCGCAUCGACGUGCAGUGCUUCGAGGCGUUUCACCAGCUCACCAAGAAUUCGUUGAUGGCGCCGGACGAGGAGUGGGACUUCUUGCAGUCCCUGAACUUUGAGUCGAUAUCCAUCGAAGGCGACGCCGACGUGUCCUCCGAGGCAGCGGACUUCACAAAGAUGCUCUAUAGCACUCGACUAUCCAAAUACCGCAACCCCGAGGCAUUCACCACGGCCUCGGAAUGCCUGGCCUCGCACUACAACCUGGCCACGAAUCCAGACCUUCUUCUGGCCCGUGCAGACUUGUUAUACACGCAGUGUAGAUACAAGGAUGCGCUCGCCAUCACGAGUUCUAUUCUCGACGACGAUAAGUACAACUUUAGCAUAUACCCUCUACACCUGGCUUGUCUGUACGAAUUGAGGCGAAAGAACGUUCUGUUCCUUAUCGCUCACGACUUGGCGGACAACCAUCCAGAAGAGCCAUGCACGUGGCUGGCCGUGGGCAUCUACUACUUUUCCAUCGACAAGGUCGCAGAGGCGCGGCGCUACUUUAGCAAGGCCAGUAUGAUGGACGCUCACUUUGGACCUGCGUGGAUAGGGUUCGCGCAUACCUUUGCCGCAGAGGGCGAGCAUGACCAGGCCAUCUCGGCCUACUCGACGGCAGCCCGGCUCUUCAUGGGCACGCACUUGCCGCAAGUCUUUCUGGGGAUGCAGAACCACGCGAUGAACAACAUGACGGUGGCCGAAGAGUUCCUCAAGACGGCGUACGGGUUAUGCAAGGAAGACCCGCUGCUGCUCAACGAGAUGGGGGUCGUGUGCUACCACCAGGACCGGCCGAAGGAGGCGGCGCUCAUGUUCCGCAAGGCGCUCGAGGUGGCGGACGACAUCGACAGCGACCCGACGGCCUGGCUGGCGCCGCGGACGAACCUGGCGCACGCGUACCGCCGCAUGCGCUUCUUCAAGGAGGCGCUGAAGCAGUUCGACGAGGUGCUGCGGCAGGGCGGGAAGGACGCGGCCGUCUUCUGCGCCAAGGGGCUCAUCCACCUCGACCAGGGGGAGCCGGACGAGGCGGUCCGGGUGCUGCACGAGGCGCUCGCCAUCAGCCCGCAGGAUCCCAUAGCGACGGAGCUGCUGAACAAGGCGCUCGAGGAGACGGCCGACGCGGACCUCGGGGUCGGGCAGCCCGGCGCCGCGGGGGAGGAGCCUGGCGCCGUCGAGGCGGAGAUGGUGGGCUUUGAGAGGGAGCUGCUGCAGAAGCGGCAGGUCGCGCGGGCGAGGAUCGCAGGCGGCGGCGGCGGCGGCGCUGGAGGGAGGCACGCUGCCAGCAACGGGGCGGCGGCGAAGGGGAAAGGCAAGGAGCGGAUGAUGGUUGGUGGUGGUGGUGGUGGUGGUGGUGGUGGCAGGCGACGGGCGGUGCUUGACGAUGACGACAGGGGGAACAGCAGCAUGAUGGAAAUGAGUUAG